This is a messenger RNA of Dibothriocephalus latus, 378 nucleotides long. Lineage: Eukaryota; Metazoa; Platyhelminthes; Cestoda; Diphyllobothriidea; Diphyllobothriidae. The record is from the annotation of a GenBank genome assembly.
AUGAUGAACCAGGACCGCGGAAAUUCUACGCUCUUCCCUACAUGCAGGGCAUUUCUGAAACGAUCGCCCGUCAAUCCAAUCGUUUUGACUUCUCUUUUGCCCAAAACCGGCGUCGUCAUUGCGAUCAGCACUUCCCGAGUGAAAGAUCCCAUACCCAAAGGACAGCAGACUAACGUUAUUUAUCACAUUACGCGUGCUACCUGUUCUUGCACGUACGUUGAUCAUACAGACCGACGGCUUGGGACAGGCAUCCGCGAACACCAGUUAGCCACCCGCCGACGUGACCUUUUGUCACUCGUGUUCGAGCACGCCCCUGAGUUUUACCACCGCUUCAAUUGGGACGGAAAUGAAGUGCUUGCCAUGGCCAACACCAAAUAG